Coregonus clupeaformis (lake whitefish) is the source of this 1072-nucleotide messenger RNA. RefSeq names its product C-factor-like. The transcript has 6 exons. The record is from RefSeq and is a predicted model, not a curated record. Bases 276 to 1049 code for a protein of 257 amino acids. NCBI's taxonomy places the organism in Eukaryota, Metazoa, Chordata, Actinopteri, Salmoniformes, Salmonidae.
AAUGUUGAUUCAGUGGGUUCUCUUUCAUUUGCAACCGUCAGGUAGGUUAUUAAAGUCCUUCAUUUCCCAUACACAACCCCCUUCUGCCCAUGACACACACACACAUGCAUGACUCAGCAUACUACCUCCUAUACAAAAUCUAAUGUGGACUGGGCGUGACGAGGCUAAGGAAUAACCACUCAGUGGAAGUAAUUAACGUUGUUAAUGCGGUGAGAAGGAGAGCCCUGAACAGUCACACACUCCAGGUUGAGGCAGAGAGACUGAAACGAGAAGAAAUGGCGGCUAAAGCAUGCAGUGUCCUGAUCACGGGGGCCAACCGAGGCCUGGGUCUGGAGAUGGUUAAACAGAUGGUGGGGUCUCCCCGGCCGGUCCACCAGUUAUUUGCCUGCUGCCGAGACCCAGACGGGCCCAGAGCUGAUGGUCUGCGAGACCUGGCAAAGAAGCACCCCAACGUCAUCACUGUCAUCCGUCUUGACGCCACAGACCACUGCAGCAUUAAGGAGUCAGCCAAGCAGGUGGGCAGUCUGGUGGGGAAGGCUGGGCUCAACCUGCUCGUAAACAACGCGGGGGGGCUGUCUCACGGCAACAUGCAGACCACAAGUACCCAGGACAUGCAGGCCGCAUUCAACACCAACAUCAUGGGCCCCAUGAACGUCACUAAGGAGUUUCUGCCCUAUCUGCAUGCAGCAGCCACAGCCAAUGGGAAACCAGGGAUGUCCUGCAGUAAGGCAGCUGUGGUCAGCAGUUCCAGCACGGUGGCCUCCAUGGCAACCGUCAAAGAGCUGUAUCCUUUCUUCCCAGCCAUCUCCUAUCGCAUCAGCAGAGCUGGUCUGAACAUGCUGACGCUCUGCGCUACAGAGGAGUUCAGGAAGGAUGAGAUCCUGUUUGCAGUCCUGCACCCGGCCUGGGUCCGCACAGACAUGGGUGGAGAAGAGGGGGCAAUCGAUGCUCCAGAGAGUGUGGAAGGACUGCUGCGCAUGAUGGACUCCCUCACUGAGAAACAGUCUGGGGCCUUCCUGGACUAUGAGGGCAAAGUCUUGCCUUGGUAAACUCACUGGACUGUACUGAACAC